Messenger RNA from Cuscuta campestris, 1120 nucleotides. The record is from the annotation of a GenBank genome assembly. NCBI's taxonomy places the organism in Eukaryota, Viridiplantae, Streptophyta, Magnoliopsida, Solanales, Convolvulaceae.
GUUGCCAGCAGCAGCACUGUGCUGCAUAAUCUCAUUUCUCUAGCUAUUUUUCUCAGCAAAGCAAUAGGUUGAAGAAACAUCGCAGCAACAACGAAUUUUUCUGGGGUUAAGCAUAAGAACAAGCAGAUCCAUGGCAUUAUCAGUCUCAGCUUCUGAAUCGAUAAGGUCAGUUCUGAAAGGUGAUUCCUCAAGCAACAUUGGCAAUGAAGAAUAUAAAGUUAUUCACUUAGCAGGGCAUGGUAAAGAGAUACCCACUGAUCAGAUCUACAAGAAAGCUACGCUUUCUUGGCUUAAAUUUCUGUGCAACCAUAAAGUUAAGUCAGUAAAGAAUUAUUUUAAUUUUAAAGGCAAACAACAAGAUUUAUAUUUGUUAACCCGGGAUGAUAUAAGAAUGCACAAGAGCAAAUAUGACUAUGUGCAUAUUGGACUUGUGCAAGCUCAUGUUGAACCAUGUCUAUUUAAUGAUGGUCGAACUGAUCAAAGAAUCUUAGUGUGCUUGCGGGAUGCAAAGCAUCUGGAUUUGAAAGACUCAAUCUUAGCAGCCUUUGAGAUUGACUUAUGUGAUGGUGGUACAAAGUUCAAUUGGUUCCCAAAUUACUCGGCGUCUUUGUCUGAUCUAUCAACCACAAAUGGGUUGGUGAUAACUGCGGAGCCAUGUGGUUUUAUGAAUAUUGGAGAAGCUACAAUGUUUAAGAUUAGCUACCGAAUGUGUUAUAAACUGAUGAAGGGGUCUCUUGAGCCCGGGUUGCAAUGCGAAAAUCCUGUGUUGGAGGUGAAAACUGAAAGGGUGAAUGUUCUUGCACCCAAAACCAUUGGAAGGGAACAAAUGGAGCGAACUGGGCUCGAGCUCAGUGUAACUGAGCAGUAGUGGAAGCUUAUCCUUAUCUAUGUAUAAUCUGUUUCAAACCUUUCAUUAUGUACUUACUCUUUCUGGUUGUAGGGUUUGAAUUGUUUGGUGUUAAUCUAUGUUUUAGUGUGUUUGCUCUGUAAAUUGUUCUCAAUCAAUGCUAGCUUGUGAUGCAGAUUGUGCAAGUUAAGCUGCUGUACUAGCCAUCGUGUUUUGGGAGUUCGAUUUUUUUCUGUGUUUUGGUUGUAUCAUUCCUUAGCAUGGGAAGUAUUU